Psammomys obesus (fat sand rat) is the source of this 2834-nucleotide messenger RNA. It is a transcript of the gene Tpcn2, whose product is annotated as two pore segment channel 2. Gene Ontology annotation, molecular function: monoatomic ion channel activity; voltage-gated channel activity. The record is from RefSeq and is a predicted model, not a curated record. Gene Ontology annotation, biological process: transmembrane transport; monoatomic ion transport. The transcript is spliced from 25 exons. Gene Ontology annotation, cellular component: lysosomal membrane. Bases 61 to 2268 code for a protein of 735 amino acids. Lineage: Eukaryota; Metazoa; Chordata; Mammalia; Rodentia; Muridae.
CUUCUCUGGUACGCGGGACUCUAGCUGCUGGGACCGAAUCCAGCCGGUGUUGCAGGUGGGAUGGCGUCCGAAGCGCAGUCCCUGCUGGGUCGGGACCGAGGCGGUGGCCAGGCACACUCUGGCCCUGAUGCCAGUCAGGAGCUCUGCAUAAACCAGGCUGUGGUCUUCAUUGAAGAUGCCAUAAUGUACCGCUCCAUCUACCACCGCAUGGAUGCUGGCUCGUUGUGGCUUUACCGCUGGUAUUACUCAGAGGUGUGCCAACGAGUGCUGGACUUCACCAUUUUCUUGAUCCUGGCCUUGGCUUUUGUGGAGGUCCCGUCUUCAUUCACCAGAACCGCAGACGUGCGCUACCGCUCCCAGCCCUGGCAGCCGCCCUGUGGCCUGACCGAAACAGUCGAGGCGCUCUGCAUGCUGGUCUUCCUGGCUGACCUCUCUGUGAAGGGCUACCUGGUGGGGCAGGCCCAGUGGCAGCAGAACCUGUGGCUGUUGGCCUACUUUGUGGUGCUGGUUGUGUCCGCGGUGGACUGGACUGUUUCUCUGAGCCGUGCUUGUGAGGAGCCCCUGCGGGUGCGCCGGGCACUCCGCCCCUUCUUCCUGCUCCAGAAUUCCACCAUGAUGAAGAAGACCCUGAAGUGUCUACGGUCGUCACUGCCAGAAAUGGCCAGAGUCGGGCUGAUGCUGGCCAGCCACCUGUGUCUCUUCACCAUAAUCGGGAUGCUGCUAUUUACCAUCGGCGAGAGGGAUGAAGCACCAAACAAGGAGAGGCUGGCCUACUUCCAGAACCUUCCAGAGGCACUGACCUCACUCCUAGUGCUGCUGACUACUUCCAACAACCCUGAUGUGAUGAUCCCUGCGUAUAGCCAGAACCGGGCCUAUGCUCUCUUCUUCAUAAUCUUCACCUUGAUAGGAAGCUUGUUUCUGAUGAACCUGCUGACGGCCAUCAUCUACAAUCAGUUCCGUGGCUACCUGAUGAAAUCUCUACAGACCUCGCUGUUCCGGCGGCGGCUGGGGGUCCGAGCGGCCUAUGAAGUCCUGGCCUCCAAGGCAGGGCCGGCUGGAGCCACCCCUGAGGCAGUUGGGGUAAAUCCCGAGGACUUUCUGCGAGUGCUUGAGAAAACCCAGCUGCGCAGAAUCCACAAACAGGCCAUCAUGCAGAAGGUGCACUUGUGUGAAGGCCGCCCGAUGCUGGCUGAUGAGUUCCAAAAACUCUUCGAUGAGGUUGACAAAGGUGUGAUCAAAGAGCACCCGCCGAAACCCCAGUACCGGUCCGCGUUUCUGCGGGGGGCCCAGUUCCUCUUCAGCCACCGCUACUUCGACUACCUGGGGAACCUCGUCACUCUGGGCAACCUUUUGUCUAUUUGUGUGUUCCUGGUGAUGGAUUCGGACCUGCUGCCCGGGGAACGUGAUGACUUUGUCCUGGGGAUUCUUGACUACGUCUUUGUCUUGUACUACCUGGUGGAGAUGCUGCUCAAGGUGUUCGCACUGGGCCUGCGGGGCUACCUGUCUAACCGCAGCAACGCGUUUGAUGGCUUCCUCACCAUCAUCAUGCUGGUUUUGGAGAUUUCCACUCUGGCCGUGUACCCAUUGCCGCACUCAGGACGGAAGCCCGAGCGGCAUGGCCCACUGUCCCUGUGGGACAUGACACGGCUGGUGAACAUACUGACCGUACUUCGCUUCUUGCGCAUCGUCCUGAAUGUGAAGCCAAUGGCCUUGGUAGCCAGCACCAUCCUGGGCCUGAUCCAGAACUUGAAGGCGUUUGGUGGGAUCCUGGUGGUGGCAUACUAUGUGUUUGCCAUAAUUGGGAUCGACCUGUUCCGAGGCAUCAUUGUGCCUCCUGGAAACAGCAGCCUGGCUGCUGAUAACAGCUCAGCUCCAUGUGGGAGCUUCGAGCAGCUAGGCUACUGGCCCAACAACUUUGACGACUUUGCUGCUGCUGUGAUCACGCUGUGGAACGUGAUGGUGCUGAACAACUGGCAGGUGUUACUGGAUGCCUAUUGGCGCUACUCUGGCCCGUGGUCAACAGUGUACUUUGUGCUGUGGUGGUUGGUGUCCUGUGUCAUCUGGGUCAACCUGUUUCUGGCUCUGCUUCUGGAGAACUUUCUCCACAGAUGGGACCCCCAAGGUGGUGAGAAGCUCCUUAUCGGGACCCGCCAGAUCACCUACCACAUGUCCGUGGAGCUCAUGUUCAGGGAUAUCCUAGAAGAGCCCAAGGAGGAGGAACUGAUGGAGAAGCUGAACGAGCACCCGCACUUGAAGCUCUGCAGGUGACAUCAGGGUGACCUCCCAGCCGGGGUGGCAGGACAGAGAUGCUGGCCUGGGCCCAUACUGUGCAGGCAGCAGCUGGUAGAUACCAAGCAAGUGAAGAUGGUGCCUGGGACAGACCGCUCAGGGACAGACGGAGGCCAAGACAAGGACUCAGCCUCGGUGGGGGCUCAGCAGGAGCCACUGUGCAGUCGCUGUGACGUUGGCAGACCGAUGGUUGGCACAGUGGGGCAGCAUCCCUCCGUUCGCUCUUCCAAGCUGCCUUGGUAAGACUUGCUAAGGAGAGAGAGUGAUUGAUUUCCAAGGGACCUCACAGCUGGGAGGCAAGAAGGCCUCAGCUCCCCUUGUUGCCCACAGCUUAUCAGUGCCCCUCAGUGGCCUUUGUGAGUCCAACCUGUACAGGACCCGUGGAGGAUAGCCAGCAGGUUUCCAGGACUUUGGGGUUGGUGUCACCUGUGGAGAAUGUCACCUCUUUGUUUUGGUGUCCGUGAAUGUGAUGGGGUGUGCCUGGGGGGGGGUCACAAUGCCAGUCACUUCCUGUUUUUAUAAAGAAUGAGAUGUCCUUGCUCUGA